This is a messenger RNA of Salvia splendens (bonfire salvia), 906 nucleotides long. Its product is annotated as ELL-associated factor 2-like. The record is from RefSeq and is a predicted model, not a curated record. Gene Ontology annotation, molecular function: transcription elongation factor activity. Gene Ontology annotation, cellular component: super elongation complex. Bases 1 to 906 code for a protein of 301 amino acids. The transcript has 4 exons. NCBI's taxonomy places the organism in Eukaryota, Viridiplantae, Streptophyta, Magnoliopsida, Lamiales, Lamiaceae. Gene Ontology annotation, biological process: transcription elongation by RNA polymerase II.
AUGGCUGGGAUGAACCAUUCGAGUGAACCGAGAGCUGCACCCCAAGCUGAUCAGUGGUGCAACCUAACCCUAGGCUCCUCCUUCAGUGAUCACAAUCCCUCAAAAUUCUGCAACUUUCGCUAUGAGUUCAAGCCAGCAUCAAUCGAUAAGAAUCAGCGGGGAACCCUGCAUAAGAACAAGGAUAAUAAGGUCUCUGUGGAGUUUCAGAAUAUACAACCUGGGAAGCCUAAGGUAACCUUCGAGGGCACUAGUGAAGAUUGCAAGGAUAAUGAUGCUGUUCUUUUCUUUGAUGGCGAGUCAUUUCGAUUGGAGCGGUUGCACCGUGCUGUGAAGCGACUGAGGCAUAAUCGGAUGAUGGGUGAAUCUGCAUGGCCAGGGGUUACAUCAGUUGGAGUGGCUGAUGCAAGUUCACCACCGAUUGCAAGAGGAAUUAAGCAUCAGCCUUUGAACAAGGACCCAUAUCCUGCUCUGCCUGUUGAAGUUGAACGAAUUGAGAUUGGAGACUUCAAAUGCUCGGACCGACCGGAAAAGAAUGUUGAAAUUCAUGCAGCACACCCAGACUCCUCAUCAAACCUGUCACCGGAGUUGAAGAUUGAUGACCAAGAUGAAGAAGAUCUUGAUAUAAUGAAUGUGGAUGAAGAUGAUGGUAACGCAGGAGCUGAUGGAGGCACUAUCGAAGUAAAAGAACUUGAUUUCGACAUGCCACAUCAAACUGAGGAGAUUGUUGAUAUUGAUAUAAGCGAUGAUGGAGCUGAUAAGGGACCAAAUGCUGCAGAAGCAAGAGAAGGCCAGACUUCGAGCUCCAGUAGCAGUAGUGGGAGUGAUAGCAGUGGCAGCGGGAGCAGGAGUAGCAGCAGCAGCAGCGACAGCGAGAGUAGCGAUGCUGAUUCUGUUACCUCCAUUUGA